AUGUCCUCCAAAUACAGUCGUGCCCUCGAAAGAUGUCGUCCUAUGCUUAUUCAGUCCCUGGACCCAACAGAAGUCCUGGAUCACCUUAUUGCUGGGGGAUAUUUUAGCAUUGAAGAAAGUCAAGUCAUUGAAACCCAGUCAACACCCCAAGCGAGAUGUAGAAAGUUUCUUGACAUACUGGCUUGGCGUGGCGAGGCGGCCUUCGAGUGUUUUUUGAACUCCCUUCCAACGCAGUACGAUUUCUUGGCCACUCAACUACGUGAAACCAUUAAAACCGGAAGCUUGACGGAUAUUCAUCAAGCGCUUCUCCAUGGUGACGUCCCCGACCGACCCUAUCCCUUUAUCGAACGUCCCAAAGUGUUGGCAGCACUUACUCAAGGUCUAGAAUGGCUGGCCUCACAGUUCGUCGUGCGGCAGACCAUCAAAGAUUUCUCUUGUGCUUCAUUGGACACAGCAAAACUGGAAUAUCCGGUUAUUGAUACUCCUACGAAUGCUUGGCUUCUCUUCUACGGAAUGGCAGGACAAGGAAAAUCCGUCAUGACCGCCGCAGCGCUCCGACAGAACCAUCAUAUUUUGGCCGAGAAAUUUUCCGGUGGUGUCAUAUGGCUGAAGGUGGGUUAUUCCCGUGUCUGCGAUUGUCUUUGUGCCGAGGCCGAGGAUCAAGUACGAGGAGUGUUGUCUAGUUUGAACGAGCACGUCAAUGAGAUUCAGUCUCCCUAUGGAACAUCCCGAUUACAGGAAGACGAUGUUAACCCUCUGAAGCUGCGCAUCAAACGGCGCCUCAUCACACGACAGUACCGGAAGUCAGAGACCUUGGAUUCUGAAAGUCCAGUCAGCCCCUCACUCUUCCUCAUAAUCCUGGACGAUGUGUGGGAUCAGAACGUUAUCACGGCGUUGGCUGACCUUCCAGCGGCUUUUAUUGUCACAUCUCGUGACGCCAAGAUCCUCCAGCGGGUGUCUGGUCCCGUCAAGCCUGUACGUACUACCAGAUUUUAA
Molecule: messenger RNA, 996 nt
Organism: Dibothriocephalus latus
Lineage: Eukaryota; Metazoa; Platyhelminthes; Cestoda; Diphyllobothriidea; Diphyllobothriidae
Source: the annotation of a GenBank genome assembly